Molecule: messenger RNA, 2349 nt
Organism: Magnusiomyces paraingens
Lineage: Eukaryota; Fungi; Ascomycota; Dipodascomycetes; Dipodascales; Dipodascaceae
Exons: 1
Coding region: 1-2349 (782 amino acids)
Molecular function (GO): protein binding
Source: RefSeq, a predicted model, not a curated record
AUGUCUAGUUCAGUUUCUCCGACAAAGACUACGAGUGGGCCUGGUGCAGCCAGCAUUUCUGGCUCUGCAACCCCAACCUCAUCAGUUUCUGGAGUCGGUUCUGGUUCUAUUUCUGCUGUUGCAUCAGGGACCACUGCCGGCAUUGCUACCAGUGCUAUCCCCCCUGUCACAUCCGAUUCUACAUCAUCUGUUGCAUCAACUGCUGUUGAAUCACCAUCAGAUGGCCGUCGUCGUCAGGCAUACCGUGACGAAGCUAUUCGACGUAAAAUCAAUACAAGUCUCUCUAAACGGGGUGGUGGUAGCAGCUCCACAGGUGGAUUUCCUUCUGGAUCUUCAAAACAACGACGGCCGCCACCUGGGACUGUUCUUUCUUUGCGCCCUUCUCCUCCACUUACAAUGAAAUACUCUGCUACUGUUUUUGAGGCAGCCCGUCUUAUGGCUGCCAAGCGUGAAAACUGUGUCUUGGUUGUGGAUGAAGAUGAUACAGUUUGCGGUAUCUUUACAGCCAAAGAUUUGGCUUUCCGUGUUGUUGGAGCCAACUUGGAUUCUAAAUCAGUGGCCAUUGAACAAAUUAUGACUCGCAAUCCCAUGUGUGCACGCACAGACACCUCUGCCACAGAAGCCCUGAACCUUAUGGUUAACGAAGGCUUCCGCCAUUUGCCAAUUAUGGACGAUAACCAGGACAUUGCUGGUGUUCUUGAUAUUACAAAGUGUUUCCAUGAAGCCAUGGAAAAGCUUGAGCGUGCUUACAACUCUUCUCGAAAACUCUAUGAUGCACUUGAAGGUGUGCAGAUGGAGGGAGGUCUUGCUGGAAACUCCCAUCGUGCUGCGCAAAUCAUUUCUUAUGUCGAAGCCUUGAAGCGCCAAAUGGAGGGCCCUGAUCUUACAACUGUUCUUGACGACACAACUGUUCCUGUUUUUGUUAAUUCAAAAACUAAUGCCGCAGAAGCUGCUCGUCUUAUGAAGGAGCGAAAUACCACUGCAGUUUUAGUAACUGAUAAUAACCAUAUUACAGGCAUUGUUACUUCGAAAGACAUUGUUCUUCGUGUGAUUGCCGCCGGAUUUAAUCCCAAUAUUUGUUCUCUUGUUCGCGUUAUGACACCUCAGCCCGACUUUGCUCCUCAGUCUUUGACUAUUCAAUCUGCAUUACGCCAAAUGUAUGAUGGAAACUACCUUAAUCUUCCUGUUAUGGGUGAUAAUAAUGAAAUUGUUGGAAUUGUUGAUGUUCUUACCCUGACCUAUGCAACUCUUCAACAAAUAAAUUCAAUUAGCACAUCUGAUUCUGAGGGCCCUGCUUGGAAUCGCUUUUGGACCUCAUUUGAUGAUCACGAUACCCACUCUACACACUCGGAUGGGUCCGGAUAUAACCAACUUGGUGGAAGCAAUAGCAUUAUUAAUCAACAACAGCAGCAGCACCUUCGCGCAAGUACACCUGGCGGAAUGGGAUCUGGAAGCGUUGUUUCUACACGUGCACGCGAUAUGGCUUCUCCCGGAAUCACUUCAUCUGAGUUGGCUCAGUUCAAUAUUGUUGAAUCAGGGUAUGAAAUUGGACCCAGUGAUUCAAUUUCACAUGCAGGUAUCACCACAGAUAGUGUGCUUCUUCCUAGUGUUGGUCUUGGAUCACUUGUAGGCUCUACUGCUCGAGGGUCUGUUGCUGUUUCUACUGGACCUACAGGUGGAUCUAUUUCAUCAGAAACUAUUCCAUUCCCAUUUAAAUUUAAGACACCUUCUGGACGGGUUCAUCGUGUUACCAUUGCCCCAGUCGACGGACUAGAAUUUUUCCGUAAUGAAAUUCUUCAAAAAAUGAAACCAGAUGAAAUUUCUAAGCUGGGUGGUGCGGAUGUUGAAGUAGAUGAGGAAACUGGUACUUUGCUUCAACCAGGAUUUGCCAUUUCAUAUAUUGAUGAUGAAGGUGAUGUGAUUGCAAUUACUUCUUCUAAAGAUCUUUCUGAAGCCAUUGCUAUAAACCGUUCGCUCGGUAAGGCUAAGGCUGAGCUUUAUAUCCAUCAUCCCGAUGAAGAAAUUUCUCCUCCGGCUCCGGCAUCUAUAGCCACAGGAAUUGGCAGUGUUGCACCUUCAACAUCUUCAAUCCAAAACAGAUCAGCACUCACUUUAUAUCGUCGUGAUGAUAAUAAUAAUGAUGAUGAAGAUGAUGAAGAUGAUGAUGACGGAAUUUCCUACCGCAAAAGUGCUCGUAAUGCACGAAGACGUAGGGGUCCACGCGGGGGAACUAGUCCAGCAGAUGAAAUGCUGAUACCUGGUGUUCCCAAUGAAUUACUUCUUCCUGGUGCGCUUGUUACACUGGCUGCGUCAAUAUUGGCUGUAUUUGCAUUGAACCGCCAUCAUUAA